AUGUUGACAUUCAAGCAAUGGCAAAAUGACCAGAGUCCUAGACAUCAACUAGAUUCAGUGGCACAAUCAGAUCCAUACUCUUUGGUCGAUAAAAACUUACCUAAAGUAACUGUAUCCCCUGAAAAUUUGGAUCUCAUACAGUUCAACCAUUGUCUUGUUCUCCCUUCAUCACUAAAGUGGCUGCUUCCUAAGAGUAUCAUCAAUCUAACGCACAUUGGUGUUAUUUCUGGGACAUUACAAAAUGAUAGUAAUACCGACCCUCAAUCUAUGAAGAUUGUAUCAGGGAUGUACGACACCGAAGAUAGCAUUACAGGCUCUUCUACAGAAGAGUUCCUAAUAAACUACAAUCUAUGGAAGCUCCAAGAUACUGUCAUUGUAAUCAUCGAGGAAAACGAAAUGAAGUAUCCUACGAUCGUAACAAAUUUCAUGACAAGACAGUUAGCUCAGUUGAUUGGCAAUGUAUGUGAACGUACAAUACUAGUAAAUUCAGACAGAUUGACAGAGUUGAAAACGCUUACAGAUCUUAUCCCUCCCGAGUUUAUCACUGGAUCUAUCACCAACUUGAUUCUAUCGCUAAAGGAUAAGAGCGCAAAAGUGUUAGUGGUACCUGCAGAAGGUCCAAGCGGUUUUGAGAAAUACAAUUUCAAUGUUGUCGAUUCACUAGUUGAUGAAAUGUCAAAACUGCUUUGCUCGUAUCCAUCGCAGACAGACUAUUACGUAUCAGAGUGCAUAAAACUUUGGAAAUUGGAUGGAUGUACUACAACUCAAGGUGGAUUAUAUAUUUAG
This is a messenger RNA of Kluyveromyces marxianus DMKU3-1042, 786 nucleotides long. It is a transcript of the gene PBA1, whose product is annotated as Pba1p. Lineage: Eukaryota; Fungi; Ascomycota; Saccharomycetes; Saccharomycetales; Saccharomycetaceae. The transcript has 2 exons. Gene Ontology annotation, biological process: proteasome assembly. Bases 1 to 786 code for a protein of 261 amino acids. The record is from RefSeq and is a predicted model, not a curated record.